UAUCCAUCCCUUCCUUUCCCCCAAACGUUCUAUUCCCUUUCAACACUUCACCAAAAAUUAUUGGGAAAAAAAAAAAAAAAACCCACUAUUCCCACAUCCAAACACACCCUUUUAACAUUUUGUAUUUUUUUUUUUUUCCCUUCCUUUUUGGAAUUAUGAAGAGAAGCAUAACAGAAAGAGAGGUAGAGAACAUAACCAUGGCCAACUACUUGAUGUUUCUCUCUCAAGGAGGCGAAAUCGAUUCGUCAUCGAACUCAUCACCGGCUCGGGUUUUCGAGUGCAAGACCUGUAACCGGACAUUUCCAUCGUUUCAAGCCUUGGGUGGUCAUAGGGCUAGCCAUAAGAAACCAAGGUUGACCGGAGAUGGAAGCUCCGAUAAUAGCCAAUCUCAAGGUUCGUCGCCGAUGAAGCCUAAGACUCACGAGUGCAGCGUGUGCGGACUGGAGUUCGCCAUAGGACAGGCCUUGGGAGGUCACAUGAGGAGGCACAGAGCCGCAAUGAACGAAAACCAAGGUUCUUCUCCUCGUCUUCCUCUGCAGGAUCGCUUUUCUUCUUCUUCUUCUUCUUCUUCUUCUCCGACGAGAGUAGUACCGGUGGUGAAGAAGACAGAUAAUAACAGUAGAAGAGUUUUGUGUUUGGAUCUGAAUUUGACGCCUUUAGAGAACGACAUCAAGAUCCUUCAGCUGGGGAAGAGUACUGUUUCACUUGUUAAUUGUUUUUUGUGAUUAUCACAAUUUUUUUUUUUUUUUUAAAUUUUACAUAUAGGAUAUUAGGAUCCAGGUUUGCUCUUAUAUUUCUUCUUUUUUCUUUUUUUUUUUUUCUUUUCUUUCUUCUUCUUCUUUAUUCUUCAUUGUUUUUUUUUUUUUUUUUGGGUCAGUUUUUUUCUUGAUUUCUCUUGCUAUGUUUAUAUACUGUGUACAAUUAUAUUUGUUUAUUAUUAAUAUUACAUAAAUUGAAAGCAUACUUAUGAUGGUCUUUUUUUAUACCUUUUUAAUUUAACUGUUUUUGAUAUCGUUUAUAAUUAGCUGGACGAAUUAAUUUGAUCAAAAUCAUGAAAUGAAGGAAAAUAUGUUCGGCAAAGAAAUUGUUGAGCAUAGAGAAAUUUUAUGUGUUUCAAUUAAUUAGUUAAACCACCCGAAGCCCUUAUCUUUUUCUAGAAUGUAAGGUAGAUUUCCAAUAUAUAUAUAUAUAUAUAUAUAUCAAUA
Molecule: messenger RNA, 1205 nt
Organism: Ziziphus jujuba (common jujube)
Lineage: Eukaryota; Viridiplantae; Streptophyta; Magnoliopsida; Rosales; Rhamnaceae
Product: zinc finger protein ZAT11
Exons: 1
Coding region: 156-725 (189 amino acids)
Source: RefSeq, a predicted model, not a curated record